Messenger RNA from Lates calcarifer (barramundi perch), 3314 nucleotides. It is a transcript of the gene lpcat3, whose product is annotated as lysophosphatidylcholine acyltransferase 3. Gene Ontology annotation, molecular function: lysophospholipid acyltransferase activity; 1-acylglycerophosphocholine O-acyltransferase activity. Gene Ontology annotation, biological process: lipid modification; phosphatidylcholine biosynthetic process. The record is from RefSeq and is a predicted model, not a curated record. The transcript has 13 exons. Gene Ontology annotation, cellular component: membrane. Lineage: Eukaryota; Metazoa; Chordata; Actinopteri; Centropomidae. Bases 256 to 1650 code for a protein of 464 amino acids.
CACAGGUGAAAGUCUCACUGACACACUUUCAAAAUAAAAUAAGUUCACCUGUAAAACUAUGGUAAUGAGGGACAUUCCGGGCAGGAGAGGAGGGGUUUGAAGGUGGAUUAUCACACAGUUAAACUUUGUCGGAGGUUGAACCUUGGAGGGGCUUUAAAAGGCGGAGUGUGCGCGCGUGAGUACGUGUGUAUGUGAGCCGUGAGUCAGUCGAGUUCACUGAACCGUCGCGAGGAGACGUUUCCGCCCACAAGAAAGAUGGCGGCUCCCUUGAUGGAGAAACUGUCGGAGUCCUUAGGAUCCCCGGAGCCAGCGGUUCGACUCAUUUUAUCUAUUUUAAUCGGCUAUCCCUGUGCUCUGGUGUACCGGCGAGUCUUGUUCCACCAGCCCGCCACGGUUGUCCACUUGUUCCACACCAUCUCUGGUCUGGCUCUAGCAGCAUUCAACUUUGGCGCUCAGCUCUAUCACUCUGCAGUAUGCAUCCUUGUCCAAUUCCUGAUGCUGAGGCUCAUGGGAAGGACAGUAACAACUGUCCUGAGCAGCUUUACGUUUCAAAUGAUAUACCUGCUGGCAGGGUAUUACUACACAGCGACAGAGGAGUAUGACAUCAAGUGGACGAUGCCUCAUUGUGUCCUCACGCUUAAACUUGUUGGUUUGUCUUUUGAUUACUAUGACGGCGGGAAGGAACCAUCCCAGCUGAGCUCAGAGCAGAAGAACUCAGCUGUGCAGUCUGUGCCCUCUCUGCUUGAGGUGUGCGGCUUUUCCUACUUCUAUGGAGGCUUCCUGGUGGGGCCCCAGUUUACACUACGCAGCUACCAGAGGCUGGUGGCAGGGGAGCUCACCGACUGCCCCGGAAAGCCUCCAAACAGUGCUGUACCGGCUAUGAAGAGGUUUGCUGUGGGUUUUGUCUGUGUGGUGAUAUAUACAAUAUUUAGUCCGUAUUACCCAGACAACUACUUCUUAACGGAUGAGUUUGAGGCUCAGCCGUUCUGGUAUCGCUGCAUAUUUAUGCUGCUUUGGGUUAAAAUCAUUUUGUAUAAAUACGUCAGCUGUUGGCUUAUAGCGGAGGGUGUAUGUAUACUAUCUGGCCUGGGGUACAAUGGUGUCGUGGAUGGUAAGCACCAGUGGGACGCCUGUGCCAAUAUGAAGGUGUGGCUCUUUGAAACCACGCCGCUUUUCGCAGGAACCAUUGCCUCCUUCAACAUCAACACAAACGCCUGGGCUGCCAGACAUGUCUUCAAGCGGUUGAAGUUCCUUGGCAACAAGAUGCUGUCUCAUGUGACCACACUGUUGUUCCUGUCGAUUUGGCAUGGCCUUCAUUCUGGAUACUUCAUGUGCUUCUCCAUGGAGUUCUUGAUCAUCAUUGUAGAGAGACAGGCCCAGGCUCUGGUGCGGGACAGUCCCUUGCUGACGAAGCUGGCCAACAGCGCGCUCUACCCUCUCAUCUAUGUGGUCCAGCAGUUCAUCCACUGGCUCUUCAUGGGCUACGCCCUAGUGCCAUUCUGCCUCUUCACCUAUGACAAAUGGCUCCAGGUGUGUUCAUCCGUCUAUUUCUGCGGUCACGUAUUCUUCCUAACAGCCUUGUUAAUCAUGCCAUACCUCCGUAAGGCGCUGGUGCCUAAGAAAGAACGGAGCCAGAAAAAGCAGGAGUAAAACUCGAUACUAAGACCUGGCAUGGUCUGUCUGAGGCUAAAUAUCCGCUGAAGGGAACUGUGACUUUAAAGGAGCAGAACGGAAAAUAUUUUAAGGCCUUUAGUAAUAUAUAUAUAUGUCCAUGUAAAAAUAAAUUUCUAUAUAUUUUUGUGUUUAAAAUGGGAAGGGUGUUUUUAUAAACAUUUGGAGAAAUGUUUACAGGAAAUUACCAUUGUGCCACGUGGGGUAAUUGUGAGCCAAUCAGGGGCGAUUUCCUGUUUAAUUUCCUUUUUUCUUUUUUUUUAAUUUCAAGACAUGUGGGUCUUGUAGAACUUGAGAGACUUACAUGCUGUCUACACAGAAUUGCACUCACCAGUCACGGGUUCAGAGUCGUCGUUAUUGACUCCGAUGUGUUAUACAUUUCAUUUCACGUCUCAUAUCUAGCACCUGCAUUCAGCAGCAGCACUAAACCUCUGCAGGAGGUUUAAGCACAGCGCCGGUGUAUGUGGCGCUUAGUAAUGUAAUAAUACAACAUGCAUACAGCUUUCUGCAAAAGACAGAUGAUAAUAAUGAUGAUAUUAAUAAUAAUAAUAAUCAGGGGGGUUGUCUCUUGAAAAUGGCUGCCAGUGGUUAUACAAGCACUGUAAAUCACACACUGUAUGCUAACACCCUACUCAAAAUUGCCUUGUAUUAAUGAAUGUUUCUACAGUACAUUUGUUCUUGUUUUAAUUUGAUUUGUGAUGAAAAAAAGACUUGAUUUUAUAGAGUUUUAACAGCUUUUAUGAAAACAAACAUUUUGUAGCUUUGGAUAAGAUUUCAUGAAUGGAUUUGCAUUGUUCACCUGCCUUUCCUCUUUUGGUGUUUUUCUUGCCAUUCAUCCUCUUAUCUCCCUCUGUUCAGUCCCUCCUCUGUCUGUCUGCCUUCAUUCAAGCCUGGGCCCCUCAGCUCUGAAGUACACAGAUGUGGAAGUGUCAUAAAGAGACUUACGCACUGCCCAAUCAUACCACACAGUCACUACAGCUACAUGGUAAAAUCAUCCUGUAUUCACUCUGGUCUCUAUGAAUGGGAAGCAUAGGCUGCGUUUUGAGUUGAGGAAAUUGUCUCAUUUUGAACUGGAAGCAGAACAAACACAAAAAAUGAGGGGAAAAAACACUUGUAUUUUAUUUCCAGUUUCACCUAUGACCUGCCCUUCUGUUUCUAACAGCAGGUGAUAAGUAAAAAGAGUGUGAAGUAGGAGCAUCCCAUCCCACAGUGGGAAUGCCUCUUUAUUUUUUAUUUAAUUUCAUUUUUUGUAUAUUCGUUUUUUUUCCUUCUUCUUAUUUUGGGUGGGUGGGGGCUGGAUUGCCUGAUCCAUGGCGUGCUGGAGGAUAGCCCAGCACUGCUGCUGCUGUCCCCUUGCUGAUGCUGAGACACACAUACACACACACACACCCCCACACCCACAGGCAGGGUGGGGGGUGUUGAUCCUCAGUGUAGCAACAGCCCAGAUUUUAGUAAUAUUUAUACAUGAAAUGGUGAUUAUUAAUUGAUGUGAAUUGCUAUUUCAAGAGACUACUUUUUUGCCUUAUUCCUACCAAAUGUAAAAAAAAAAAAAAAAAAAAAGGAAAAGAAAACUUGGGGAUUGAUUGGGGGGGGGGAUUUUUCAAAUAAGGUUUUAUAACGUUCAUUAAAAUGCUGCAUUUCAA